AUGUCCUCCUCCGUCUGCCCCGUAGUUGGCACUACUAACGACGUCCUCCCUCCAAAUCACCCUGAGGUCGAUCUUGCCAAAGAUGGCCAAACCUGCCCUGUCGUAGGAGCCACCACCGACCAUCAUCACAACCUCCACAAGCAUCCUGCGGUCCCGAUCGAGGGCUCCUCUCCCACCGCAACAGCAUGCCCUGCACUCAAGACAGUGGUCAACCAACCGAAGAGUAAGGCCAUGGACGACGAAGUCUGCCCCGUCAUUGGCCCCGCUACCACCGUUCUUCCACCAGAUCAUCCAAGCACAGCCGAUGCUAAGGAAGGCGACGUAUGUCCAGUCACCAAGGCCACCAUCGCGCACCACAAGAACAAGGUUCAUUCACACCCAAGCGUACAAGGUGCUGAGGCAGGAGCUGUGUGCCCCGUUGCUGGAGUUAGAAUUUGA
Aaosphaeria arxii CBS 175.79 is the source of this 438-nucleotide messenger RNA. RefSeq lists its product as uncharacterized. The record is from RefSeq and is a predicted model, not a curated record. Lineage: Eukaryota; Fungi; Ascomycota; Dothideomycetes; Pleosporales. Bases 1 to 438 code for a protein of 145 amino acids. The transcript has a single exon.